Messenger RNA from Hippoglossus stenolepis (Pacific halibut), 7840 nucleotides. RefSeq names its product shroom family member 3 (gene shroom3). The transcript is spliced from 26 exons. Gene Ontology annotation, cellular component: cortical actin cytoskeleton; adherens junction; apical junction complex. Gene Ontology annotation, biological process: actin filament organization. The record is from RefSeq and is a predicted model, not a curated record. Lineage: Eukaryota; Metazoa; Chordata; Actinopteri; Pleuronectiformes; Pleuronectidae. Gene Ontology annotation, molecular function: actin filament binding. Bases 412 to 6522 code for a protein of 2036 amino acids.
UGUGUGAGGGAGAGAGAGAGAGAGAGAGAGAGAGAGAGAGACAGACAGACAGAGAGACAGUGCAUGAGGUAGUUGUGGAUUCUUCUUCUUCUUCUUCUUCUCUCUCUCUCGGUUGAACUCCUCCGUCUCUCCGUCUGUCCGGUGGCCGGUGACCGGCUGUGUUUUCGGGCAGUGUCUGGAGGCUGCGGGCCGCUGGAGGAAUGCACUUUGCGGGCAGCCCGGCUCUCUGCUCGGACACCUCCUCCUGGUUCUCCCCCUGGUUCUCCUCCUCCUCUCACCCACUAACUUCUACUCAAUGACCGGAGGAAACAACGUGUCCGUGCGGGAGACAAAGUUUCCAUCCGUCCGGUUCCCUCCUCCGCCGCCGGGCUGAGGACCGAGGAGCCCGGAGGGAGCGCUCCCUGUCCGGGCAUGGAGAGCGGCGGUGUCCGGGCGGCGGGCGGAGGUGGAGGAGGAGGCGGCUGGGUGCUGGUGGAGGCCCGGCUCCAGGGAGGAGCUCCGUGGGGCUUCACCCUGCAGGGAGGCCUGGAGCACCGGGAGCCGCUCAUCAUCUCCAAGGUGGAGGAGGGCGGUAAGGCCGACACUUUGGAGCAGCCUCUGCUGGUGGGAGAUGAGAUUAUCGUCAUUAAUGACGUGGAGCUGACUGGAUACCGACAGGAGGCCAUUACUCUGGUGAAAGGAUCGUACAAGACUCUGAAGCUCAUGGUCCGCAGGGAGUUUAAUCCAGGAUACGUCAGAGAGUCUUCACCUCCCUCGCUCCCUGCUCCUCCUCUUCCUCCUCCUUCUCCUCCAUCACCACAACAACAACAAACGCCAGCGUCGUCCCACCACAGCCGACCAUGUUCAGCAGGAGGAGUCCAACUACGCAUUAAGAACAGACGCACUGACCCGGCCUCUCGGCCUCACUCGUGGCAUUCGACAAAGCUCGCGGAAGCUCAGCGAGAGUCCGAACGAGACCAGAUGGACACGAUGAGCAGCGUCUGGCACCAAAGCUAUCACACCAGUGCCUCGACCACCAACCUGUCCAGCGGCUUUGACUCUGGCAGCAGCUACCUGAGGAAGAGUCCGGACCAGUACAGCUCUAGAGGCAGCAUGGAGAGCCUGGACCCUCCCCAGUCCUCCCAGCUUCACUCUGGAGCUCAGCACCACCACCCACUUGGACACCAUGCUGGACCUCACCCCGCCUACUCCUCCUGCCACCAGCUGUCCUCUGCCAGGUCCUCAAACAGCAUCGACCACCUCCACAGUAAACGAGACUCCGCCUAUUCCUCCUUCUCCACCAGUUCCAGCAUCCCAGAGUACCUUGCCUCCACCCCCUCCUUCAGCCCAGAGCGCUCCUACUCUCUAGAGACCGUCCCUCAGAGAGGAGGGGGAGGUGGUGAGAUGCAGCAGGCGGACAUGCAUUACAUCGGGACAGGUUACGACGCCCAUCAGGGUCUUUCUCAGGAGCAGGAGCUAAGUUCCAACUCUGCAGCGAUGCUACGCAACAGCGAUUCCAGAGGGACGAGGUCGGGAAUGAACCGAGAUCUGCAAGGAUCAUUGGUUGGUGUCUGCUAUCGCGGCACCAGCAGCGGCAGCAGCAGUAGUAGCGGCAGCAGCAGUGGUGGCGUGCCAGCUUCUAACAGACACAGCGUGGGUCCUAUAUGGAGCCCGGCAGCCAGCGGUAACUCCUACGAGAGCCUGAAGGGGGCACCAGCUCCACCGCGGCGCAGUGACAGCUAUGCAGCCAUCAGGAACCACGAGAGACCAAACUCCUGGUCCAGUUUGGAGAAUGCCCGGUCGCUGCGGUCUCUGCACAAAGGUUCCUGGCAUCACUCCAGUGGCCCUGUGGCCUCAGGUGCAGCUAAAGGCUCGUAUGGCAACGAGGGUCAGCUCCACACAGUGAUAGAGAAGAGUCCAGAGAGCAGCCCCACCACAAAGCCCCGGCAGGGUGGAGGGUUUCCCCAGCCGCCCUCACCCCCCGAGUCUUCCUCUGGAUCUGAAGGCCCCGCCCCCCAGUCGGGCCGACUCAUACUUCCCACAGGGAUGUACCACGUCCCCCAGCCUGAGCCCCACUAUGCACAGAUGCCCAGUUCCAACCCUGGACCAGGCUCCUCUGCAGUCUACCCGGCGCUUGCUAAAGAGAGCAGCCGGCAGCAGCGCCAGGGAAUCAGAGGGAGGGAUGAAGGAGUGACCGAGCGGCAAAAGGAUGGAAAGAUAUCAACUACAGAAAAUGGACACCAAAAUAACAUUUCUUCUUCUUCAGCACACCCACACUCCUUAUAUUCACGACCUCCCUCUUCACAGCUCAGGACUGAAGCACAGGAGGCAGACAGGCCUCAGCAGGCAGAGUCGACCUCUGUAAACUACAGUGCCCUCUUGAAAGCUCCUGGAGGGCGACCAGAGGGUCAAACUGGGACCCAGAGGCCCCCAAACCACCAGGAACCUCCCAAUCAGAGCUUCCAUGGGUCCUAUACUCAUAAAGGCCAGGGACCCCACAGCCACUUGUUCCAGGAGCAGAACCAAGGUUUCCAUAUUCCCCAUAUCCAGUCCACCCCUGGACCCAGGCCCUCGUCCUCAGAGGAGUGGAGGGACCCCUACACAUCUGUCCAGUCCAGGGGCGACCAGAGCAGAUCACUGGACCAGAUCAGCAUUCACUCAGACUCAGAGUCGUUCUCCAGGCCUCCACAGGGACAGGUACCACCCACCCACUCAUCUGUUCACGCUCAGCCUCAGGUUCCACCAACUUCUGCCUCCCAGACUCCUCCCCAUCAUCUCAGUGACUCAGCAGCUUUGCAAUACCAACAGUGGGACCACAGAGAGCAGGAUAAAGACAAAGAACACCCACUGACUCGCCUGGAGAUGGCCCUCGCCGAGUUCCAGCGGUGCACCAGCUCUGACAGUGUUGUCUCUGCCAGUAGCCACGGCAGCGGUAGCUUUGAAGAUGGCGGCCAUGGGCCAACCCGUAGCCUCUCUGUCUUAGAGAAAGUCAGUCGCUUUGAGCGCCGGGAACGUGCCGGGAAGCAGCGCAGUCACAGCACAAGCAAAGCCACCCAUCAACGGAUGUCUGAGAGAGGCUGCAGCUCCUCCUGUGGAGCAGAUGACCUGAGAAACAUGUUGGAGAGAAGCACUACUGGGACCAAAGCCCACAGAACCAUGAGCCACAGGGGAACUAGCAGCGACCUCAUGAAAUACAGGACCACAGCAGAUCCCAGUUCAGCUCUGCAGAGGAGUCGCAGCACCUUCCAGCUGGAGGAAUCCAGGGAGAUGGACAGCAACAAGGACUUCACAAGGAGACAGGACUUCCAGGAGGUGCUGGGCACCCUGCAGGACACAUCCUUCAACAGAUCUUACAGAGACUCUUUGAAAGAUGCCCAGUCUAAGGUCCUGCGGUCCACCUCCUUCAGACGGAGCGACCUCAACUCCUCAAUCAGCCCUCCACCUGCAGCUCCUUCUCCUGCGUCCUCCUCCAGCAGCCACCAUUCUCCAGCCGUCCCUGCCAAGUACCACUCCCUGGAGAAAAAAGGCCCAAAAACCAUGCCCAAGCCACAUGGCAUCAUCAUCACACCACAGUCACCACCACCGGUCCCUUCCCCUCACACCCCGAAGGAGCGGCAUGUGGUUACCCCGGAGGUUCGAGGACCGAGCCCUCCAGCUCUGCCCAGUAUCCCAGCAGUUGGACCUCCUGCUGUGAUACGAAUCUGUGGCCGCAAGCGUCUGAUGGCAGAGCAGAAGAAGCGCUCAUACUCGGAGCCAGAGAAUAUGAACGAGGUUGGGAUUUCAGAUACUGAGACUGCUGCCCUCUUCAGGCGUGGAGGAGAGACCAGCGUGAAAGACCGGCGGAAGAUAUUUGAACUGGCAGCAAGUCGUGUCGGGGGCGGGGCUCCUCAGAACGCCACGUCGAGGCCCGACCUACGGCAGCUUCAGCACGACGCUCUCGCCGAGUAUGUUGAGAGGAAGAGAAGCGUGAGGAGAGAAGAGGGAGGACAGAGGAGGCCUCGCAGCGCUUUUAUACAACCGGACAACAACAACCAUAUGGUCUCCUACAGUUACUCAGAAACCCAGAGCCUCUCCUCCGCCUCCAGCCUGCUCUCCCUCCAGGACUCUGGUCUAGAACAAAGCCACUCUUCUGGGGAGCGGCGCAUCUGCUCCACUCUUCCCCCUGGAAUCGACCUGCGUAACCACCAGUCCAACCUCUUUUACCCGGGAAGAGUGACGACUCCGAGGCCUCCAGCGCACCCAGCACACCGUGCUCCUCCUGAGCUCCAGGCCAAGUCCCUUCAGGAUCUCAGGUCUGAAGCAGGCCCGGGUCACCAGCAGCCGGACGCAGAGCCUCAACUCAGCCUGGGUCUGUCCAGGCAGCUCAAUGGGGCUCUGCAGAGGGCCGGGUCCAAUCAGACUCCAGGAAGGUCGGCGUCCGCUGAGGAUCUGCUGGAGCAUUCCGAGGAGAGACAGGCGACACACACCCGCUCCCGCUCCUCCCCGACCGGGGAGAGAGUUAUCAAGGACGUCCCUGCAGGCGAGGUCAGGAUGUUCGGUGUGUUCUCCUCUGGACGCUGCGCUCAACCUGCGGACAGACCUGCAGACAUCCAGGAUCCAGAGGGUCUCGUCUGUCCUCAACCAUCCCAGGACAGUCUGAACACCAUCCAGUCUGCAGCACCUCCUCCAGACCCAGGCUCCUCCUCCCACACUCCUGUCGCCCAUAGAGAGCGCCAGAGGACCAGCGAGCGCCUACGAGCCCACAGCACCUCCACCCUGGCGGCCUCAGUCGGCCUGCCCUGCCCCUUCUCCUCUCCGGGGGCUCCGGAUGGACGAGGCACCGAGUGGCAACCCAACGAGGGGCUGAGCCUGGCCCACCUGGACGCCUUCACCUACCCAGACAUCCAAAUAACCAGCACCAGUGAGGGCGCUGUGGGUGCUGACACUCACAUUACCGGGCUUGAUGAAACCCUGGUGACGGACAGACAGACCAGACGCCGUUUGAGUGACUUCAGCAUUUUAGAGGAACCUGAGAAGGACGCGUACAGAGGGAGAGCGCAGAGCUUAGAGAUGAGAGGUGGCCGUUCCUCAGAAAACACCAACCAUGUUCCACCGGUGAUGCCAACCCCCCUGCCCCCGCCCUCAGCCCCAACCGACAGGAAGGACAGCGAGAACAGUUCGUCGUCUCCUUCCCCGACUUUCUAUCCGUCCAUGCGCCACCUGUCCUCACUGAGAAUCUCAGAGUCCAGACUCUUAAGCCCAAUUGAGCCGCCGCACCCGUUAGAAUCCUCCAGAGGCCGAUCGCAGGACGACUGUGACGAGGUCUUCCUCCAAAGCCCUGCCCCUCCCUCCCCUCCUCCUCCAAUCAGAGAGACGAGCCUCGUGGAGGACUUCCCACCUCCUCCCCCUCCUGUCGAGUUGGAGCACGAAGAAGCUGAACUCAGGUCUGUGGGAAGUCCUGAUUCAGAAGUUCCCAGCAGGAAGUCGACCCCCCCUCCCCCCUCCAAUGUCUUCCCUCCACCUGUGCUGUCCACCAUCACCCCCAUCAACACCCACACCACAACCCAGGACAGCCUCAGUCAGGAGUACCAGCCCCUGCCCGAGAGGGAGAAGACACCAGAGGAGCUGCGAGUGGAGGCGCUGGCCCAGAAGUUGGUGUUGCAGGACAGCUCUCUGGCGCCCCUCCUGGACACGUGGGGAGCUAAAUCCACCGUUGAGCUACUGAAGGAGAUUUUUCCAAACAGCAGAACAGCUGAUAAAUCUCAUUGGCUGCACAGAGGCAGCCGUCAGUUGGACGAAGGGAUCCAAGGUGGAAUCUUUGGUUCUGCUCCAAGCUCAGAGAUGGAUGGAGACAAAGAGACCGAAGAGGAGGACAAAGACGUCAACACUAGAAAGGUGGAGCUGUGUGAGGCUCUGAGGAGCAGCGUGGACGCUCUGCGGCAGGAGAAGGAGGCGCUGAGCGAGGAGCAGAAGCAUCACCAGGAGCUGGAGGCGAGCAUGGAGGCGUUGGUGCAGGAGCGCCUUAAAACCAAUGAGAGGGACAAGUACAGCAUGUUCAUCGGAGAUCUGGAGAAAAUCGUGAACCUGCUGUUGUCGCUGUGCAGUCGACUGUCGAGGAUCGACAGGGCGCUGCUCGCUCUGCAGAGGGAGGAGCUAACGCAGGAGGACGCAGCGGAGGAGCAGGAUUCCCUCCAUCACAAACGCUCUCUGCUCCUCCGUCAAACCGAAGACGCCUGGGAGCUGAAGGAGAACCUGGACCGGCGGCAGCGGGUCGUCCACGCCAUCCUGUCCGGCUACCUCACCGAACCGCAGCUCCGGGACUACCGCCGCUUCGUCAGCACCAAACCCUCGCUUCUGAUUCGCCGACGGCACCUGGAGGACCUCAUUCGACAGGAGGAGGAGCAGCUGACGCGGCUCGCCGAGAGCCUGCCGGUGGAGGUGGCGGAGGCUCGCGGCUGGUCGAGGGCCUCUCCGUUCUUACUGCCACCCUGUUCCUCUUUGUUUCCACCGCUGCUGCCAGGCCCCGCCCACUCCGUCAGGCCCACCACGGUGACGUCACUGUGACGUCAUGGCGAUGCCACUGCUGCAGGUGGCAGUGGAGGACAGGAAAUGAUGAAGAGACGAUUGGUUCCUUAAAAACUCUGAAGGUGUCUCGUGAAGGAGAAAACCUGACGCAGGUUCUGUUCACACUGAAGAAACUAUGCAGGAUUUAUACAUGAAGAAGAAAAGACGUUAACGUGCCUCGUCACUAUUCAGUUUAACCUUUGUUCACCUCAGCGUCGGCCGGGACUCGAACUCACUGCUGUCAAUGUUUCUAAAGCGGUUUCCAGACGUGACUCCAGAAAAUGACACUUUUUUAAAGUUCACGUCUGAAAACAGCUUCUUUAUCCUCAGAAAGGUUCGUUCGAAGAAAGCUCAUCGUCAAAAGGAAGAUUCUAGAGUUACAGCUAAAAAUCUUAUGAUCAAAAUACACGACCGUCUGUAAACUCCUGGUAAAAAUCCUUUCUGAUCCUUUCAGCAGAUAAAUCACAAACAUUUUCAGAACUAGAAUCACUCAGAGCUCGUAAAUCUCACAGUGGAAGCACCGACUCGGAGAAGAGUGGAUGAACCUGCAGGUUAGAAAGAAACCAGCAGGAAUCCUAGAAAUGCUUCUGUCUCUGGAAUUGUCCUUAAACGUUCGUGGGCGUGUCCUCGCUCACGGAUCUGAACUCGUCACUGUCACUGCAGCUCGUAGCACUUUCAGCUGUUUGACUGGUUUACGAUGAAUUUACACUGAACCAGAAACUCUCAUUCCUCCUCAGACUUUCUCCUCUAUUCAAACAUUUGAUGUCCCAACUUGUUGACACAAUAAUGAAUUUAAAAUAAAUAUACAUUUUGCUCCACUUAGAUAAAAUAUUUCUCAUCAUUACGACACAAUCACUUUGUGACAUCAAGUGUUUCUUUUCUCUUCUUUAUUUUUCUUCUCGUUUCUCGUUCAUUUAAAAGUUUCUCACUGUGGUUCAUCAAUAAAACAUCAGGUUUAAAAACCAGUCGCAUGUUCUUCACAUCCCCCCGGACUCCAAAUGGCACAAAGAGCUUCUGUUCUACAGGGUCAAUAUUUAUUGUGUAAUUAAAAUCUGCAGCGACGUGUAAAUCUUAAAUACAGAAGUUUUUUUUAUCCUUUGAGCACCUUUUAAAUACGCCGCAAACAUUACAGCUCACGUUCUGCCUUCUGUCGUCGUCACUGAUUUUACUGUUUGUUUCAUUGUUUUUUCCACAAACAGAGAAUCGGAGACAUUUCUUGGUUUUAUCGUUGAAUCAAAUUCAAUGUUUGCUUUGAAAGAAAAAGGGCGAUUGGAAAACUGCUCCUGGUUUUUGCAAAAUAAAAGUAUUUCGUAAACGA